Messenger RNA from Prorocentrum cordatum, 2797 nucleotides. NCBI's taxonomy places the organism in Eukaryota, Dinophyceae, Prorocentrales, Prorocentraceae. The record is from the annotation of a GenBank genome assembly.
AGGAGAGCCAAAGAGGUGUCAAGAUGCCCCCCCAAUCUCGUAGCAUUUUCGGCUCAGACUUUAAGUGUUUAGAGGAGGAGUAUUCAUGCCUGAGGGCAGGCGCUUCUUUCUGAAAGAACAGCCUGACUUAUUCCGAGCUGUCCACCCCAAACGUGUUCUACGUUGCUUUGGAGAGGUGUUCAAUGAAUCAGCGUUCGAAACAGCUGCCGCCAACUCGACUCUGCAAACACAGUCCUCUGGUCUCCUCGAUGUAAGCACAGAUGUGCAUGAAGCAUCUCACCAGGUUUCUCAUUAUGCAGGCAACGAUGCGCACGAAGAAGCUGACCAGUUGUAUUACUCAUGUCAGCAGGUAGAUCGAGCUGGAGCUUUUCUGAGCCACGUUUGGGCAGCGGCUCGUUGGCUUAAGGUUCUGGCGUUGUAUUAUUACAUGAACAUCGAGUCGGCGGUCGUUGCCAGUGUCGGUGCUUGGGUUGCGGCAAUUUGCGUAAUGGUGAUCAGGAACGGCCCAACUGGCAUGGGAGCGCAACCAGGUUUGCUCAUGGUCUUCUUGGGCCUCCCAAUGUUGGUAUUUCUUCUCGUGUUGUGUGGUGGCCAUUUGAUUCGAGUUCCCGUUCAAACCAUGUGGCUGGAUAAGCUGAGCAUCCAUCAGACUCGCAAGGAUCUACAGAGUAAGGGUGUGAGUGCCAUUCCAGAAUUUGUUGCAAAGUCGGAUCGGAUGAUUGUCCUGUGGAGUGACACAUACUUCGAACGCCUGUGGUGCAAUGCCGAGGUCGCAACCUUCGCAGCAAUUAACGGAGCUUCCAGGCUCGACAUGCUUCCUCUUUGGUUAGCACCAUGGAUUUUCGUAACGAUGGCUCUAAACAUUGUAAGCAUCAUGAUAUCCAGCAAGCUUUUCGUUUGGAUCCCUCAAGCAGAAGUGUACAUUAAAUCAACAGGUAUUGUUGAAAAACCCUCUUUGCUGACGUUUUCUUCGCUCUUCGUUGGCGUAGGGUGUGCCUUCACUGUCGCCUAUGUGCCUCUGAUUAUACCUACUUUGUAUGCUACCCGCACCAAAUUCAAGCUACAUUUAAACAUGAUGGCGCAAUGUAAAGAGUUCACGUUCGAACACGCGAAGUGUCGAUUCGAGAGCGAUCGUGAGGUCGUUGCAGAUCUGAUCAAGUAUCUGUGGAAGGACUACGCACAUCCCAUUGGAGCGUUUGACGAAUUUGUCAAUGAGAAGCUCAGCAACCACGUAAUAGAUUCUAUAGGGUCAGCCACUCGGAUCCCAUACCGUUGUUGCCUUUUGCUGUUUUUGCCAUUGUUGUUUUCUUCGGCGUCUAACGUAUUCGGAUGCGAUGGCAUGCCGUGCGAAAUGGCUGCUGAGAUUGAGCUGGGAACAGGCGUUCAACCCGCCCAGCAAAUGCUCACAAAUGCAGCGGCCUGGGCCGUAGGUUUUUUCGGUGUGUAUCCUACGGUUUACCCGGUGCUGCUCUAUCUCAUGAACGUCGCGCGAUCUAAUUUCGAAUUCGACCCUUUUGCCCGUAUUGUCACCGAGCUCUGCGCAAUCAUUGUUUCGUACACGUACAUGGGAUUUCACGAAGGGUUCGCGGCAGGGGUCAUCAAUGCAGCCAGUUCAGAACUCGUCAACGGCAGCACGCGAGACAUUUGUCUCUGGAUGGGUGCUCUCGUGGUCUACCUCGUACUCCUGAUCUUUUGGAACUUACAUCUGUUCAAAAGGAGUUCCACCGAUCAUCUAUUUGAAGCCGGGGACUUCAUCAGAAUACCAACUGGGUACACUGGGAGUAAGAUUCCGUUGCUCGCUCAAUUCGCGGCACUUGUGGAUUACCAACCGAGUCAUCACACAAGUCAUCGCACAGAAGGCGAUGCCAAUCUCCUGUCGUAAAGCGAGAAGUAUUCACGUCGCAUGGCUGUUGCAAAACGUGACCAGGCGCAGACAGGUGCGGCUUGCUACCGUGCACAUGUGCUCCCGUUUGUCAGCGGCGCGAGUGAUGGAGGAUGUGUUUCAUGAAGUUUCACGUGGGACGACAUUUUUGGGGGAGGGAGGUGCAGCAAGUAUCCCGUGGAUGGGAGGAUUCUCCGUGCCUCCAACGGACGUCCCAGUAUGCUGUUGGUUUGUAGACUCCCUUGUUGAAUUCGCCGACCCACCCAGGCUUCACAGUAGCCAGCAGUGCGAUCCGCUUUCAAUUUUCCAUUUGGGUCGAGCUCCCGAGUUCCCCACGCCGCUUUUCCGGAACACGGCUGGCCAAGCAGGCACACCAGCCGUCGACCAUUGUGUGCGUAUGCGUGGCUACAGUGCUAACUACGCGCGAGGAUGACUCUUCGUCGGAGUGACCUCUUGUGGUGCGGGCCCACAGGGGUCCCCUCAGCCAUGGCCUGUGCGCUCGUAUCUCUCCCUCCUGGGGUCUCCUGCAGCCGCGCGCUCAGGGCCACCCCAUCUGCGUGGAGCCGACCAGAGGCUCGCUUCUGGUCUUGAGACACUCGCUUCAUGGCCCCCCGGCCGGACGGGAGCUUCCUGCGGCUCCCAUCGGGGAGUGGCCGGUCGUCGUGGGUUUUUUAUUCCCCGCGCCGGAGCUGACAGACCGGGCGACAGACGGUCUGGUCGUUGCCACCCCCCCCCCCGCCACAAUUCUGCUGUGGUCGAGGCGUUAGCCGUGGGCUGCUCGUCGACCCCGCCGCACGCCGGAGUGUCUGCCAGCCGCUGUCCCCUCCUUCGUCUCGGAGGAGGAGUUUCACCAGAGAAAACAAGCCCAAUCAGUGGAUGGCUCGGAAGUGAGUGUUAUGGAUAUCGAGAUCGAUU